AUGCCAUACACUCAAAUCGACGUAAACGAAGAAGAAAGACAAUUCCAACAACAAGUUGCUGAAAUUAAAAAAUGGUGGUCUCAACCAAGAUGGAGAAAGACUAAGAGAAUCUAUUCUCCAGAAGAUAUUGCUAAGAAGAGAGGUUCUCUCAAGAUUGAAUACCCAUCUUCUCAACAAUCUGACAAGUUAUUCUCCUUAUUGGAAAAGCAUGAUGCUGAUAGAACUGCUUCUUUCACCUUUGGUGCUUUAGAUCCAAUUCAUGUUGCUCAAAUGGCUAAAUACUUGGAUUCUAUCUAUGUUUCCGGUUGGCAAUGUUCCUCUACCGCUUCUACAUCUAACGAACCAUCCCCAGAUUUAGCUGAUUAUCCUAUGGAUACUGUCCCAAACAAGGUUGAACAUUUAUGGUUUGCCCAAUUAUUCCACGACAGAAAACAAAGAGAAGAAAGAUUAAACAUGACCAAGGCUCAAAGAGCAAAGACUCCUUACAUUGACUUUUUAAGACCAAUCAUUGCUGAUGCUGAUACUGGUCAUGGUGGUAUUACUGCUAUCAUUAAAUUAACCAAGAUGUUUGUUGAACGUGGUGCUGCUGGUAUUCAUAUUGAAGAUCAAGCUCCAGGUACCAAAAAGUGUGGUCAUAUGGCUGGUAAGGUUUUAGUUCCAGUUCAAGAACAUAUUAACAGAUUGGUUGCUAUUAGAGCUUCUGCUGAUAUCUUGGGUUCUAACUUGUUAGCUGUUGCCAGAACUGAUUCUGAAGCUGCUACUUUGAUUACUUCUACCAUUGAUCACAGAGAUCAUUACUUUAUCAUUGGUGCUACCAACCCAAAUGCGGAAGAAUUAGCUGGAUUAAUGGCUGCUGCUGAAGCUAAAGGUAUUUACGGUGAAGCUUUAGCCAAGAUUGAAUCGGACUGGACCAAGAAGGCUGGAUUAAAGUUAUUCCAUGAAGCUGUUAUUGAUGAAAUUAACGCUGGUAACUAUCCAAACAAGCAAGCCUUAAUCAAGAGAUUUACCGAUAAAGUCAACCCAUUAUCCAACACUUCUCACAAGGAAGCUAGAAAAUUAGCUAAGGAAUUAACCGGUAAAGAUAUCUACUUCAACUGGGAUGUUGCCAGAGCAAGAGAAGGUUACUACAGAUACCAAGGUGGUACUCAAUGUGCCGUUAUGAGAGGUAGAGCUUUCGCUCCAUAUGCUGAUUUAAUCUGGAUGGAAUCUGCUUUACCAGACUACAACCAAGCCAAGGAAUUUGCUGAUGGUGUUAAGGCUGCUUACCCAGACCAAUGGUUAGCUUACAACUUGUCUCCAUCUUUCAACUGGAACAAGGCCAUGAACCCUCAAGAUCAAGAAACUUAUAUUCAAAGAUUAGCUAAAUUAGGUUAUGUUUGGCAAUUUAUUACUCUUGCUGGUUUACAUACUACUGCAUUGGCUGUUGAUGAUUUCGCUAACCAAUAUUCUCAAAUUGGUAUGAGAGCAUAUGGUCAAAAUGUCCAACAACCAGAAAUUGAAAAGGGUGUUGAAGUUGUUAAGCAUCAAAAAUGGUCUGGUGCUGAAUAUAUUGAUGGUUUAUUGAAGAUGGUUAGUGGUGGUGUUACUUCUACUGCUGCUAUGGGUGCUGGUGUAACUGAAGAUCAAUUUAAAGAAAAGAUUUAA
Messenger RNA from Hemisphaericaspora subhashii, 1644 nucleotides. RefSeq names its product isocitrate lyase 1 (gene ICL1). Gene Ontology annotation, biological process: carboxylic acid metabolic process. The coding region runs from base 1 to 1644 and encodes 547 amino acids. Lineage: Eukaryota; Fungi; Ascomycota; Pichiomycetes; Serinales; Debaryomycetaceae. Gene Ontology annotation, molecular function: isocitrate lyase activity. The transcript has a single exon. The record is from RefSeq and is a predicted model, not a curated record.